AUGAAAGAGGAGAAUAACGAGAAUGUACCAGAAAGUGACAGUUCAACGAAAUCGAGACCAAAGAGGCUCUUUGGGGAGGUGGAACCAGAACUAGCCAGAGAGAAGUUCAGGCAGCUUGCGCUGAAGGAGCGUGGAAGCAACACGAGCAACAAGGAAUACGAGUUUCCACCAGUUCAGAAGGUGGAAGCUGUUGGUGCACUUUCUUCACCACAAAAGAGGAGGAAAUCAACCAGUUCAAGUAGUAGGCCAAGUGACGUCAUUAAGGUUGAGCCGCCUAAGAAUUCAGAAAAUGUGAAAUCGUUCAAUGACUUCGAUGAGAAGAUAUUUGAGAUGGAUGAGACUCGUGGGAUGUUUGUGUGCCCUGUUUCAGGAUGCGAGAAGGAGUUUCCUUCUCUCUCGCGAAUAAAGAGGCACUAUAUUAUUCACACUGAUAUUAAGCCAUUCAAGUGCAAGAACAAGGAUUGUGAUAGGAGAUUCAGUAGAAAGGAUAAUAUGUUGCAGCACUACCGUACACACUGUCCAUACACCAAGUAA
Messenger RNA from Enterospora canceri, 534 nucleotides. The record is from the annotation of a GenBank genome assembly. NCBI's taxonomy places the organism in Eukaryota, Fungi, Microsporidia, Enterocytozoonidae.